AUGAAUGCCUUAAAAGCAGACCCUCGGACCGUCGAUCUGCGGGCAUUAGCGCCGCAUUUCUAUAGUCUGAGCGAGCGAGUUUUGGAACUUUUCGAGGAAGAGGAGAUGGUUGAUGUUCUUAUUAAUACAUUUAAGAAGCGCGCUUCAGAAAUUGCUGACCAUGCCCACAACCCAAAAGGUGCUCUUGGCGACGGCGUUGAGUUUCUGAGAGGGUUAGAUGAAACGGAAAGGCAGUUGUUCCGCGUGGCCCAUGAUAGUGCCAAGGAGACACGGAUAUGGGCUGGCGAGGCUAAGAAGAGGUAA
Aspergillus oryzae RIB40 is the source of this 303-nucleotide messenger RNA. RefSeq names its product DNA replication protein PSF3 (gene psf3). Lineage: Eukaryota; Fungi; Ascomycota; Eurotiomycetes; Eurotiales; Aspergillaceae. The transcript is spliced from 3 exons. The record is from RefSeq and is a predicted model, not a curated record. Gene Ontology annotation, biological process: mitotic DNA replication initiation. Gene Ontology annotation, cellular component: GINS complex. The coding region runs from base 1 to 303 and encodes 100 amino acids.